AUGCCUCAGAAUUUCUCUUCUAUGGAUGCCUUGCAGUAUGGAGACGGACCAAGCAACAGAAACCCUAAGAGACCAAGGAGGGAUUCUCAAAAUCAUACCCACUUCAGACAUGAAAUUUCUCAAAAUCGUGGCAAUGGAGAGAGUCUUGAUUUAAUUGGAGCUAGUGGAAAUGGCCCUUUGUCUUUGGCUCUGACUGAACCAGCCGUUUUUCACUGCCCCGUUUGCUUUCAACCCUCGAUCCCUCCUGUGUACCAGGCGAUUUUGAAGAUUUUAUCAGUGGGCCGUAGGAACAGAGUUUAUGACAUUUCUUUGAAGAUAGCUGAAGAACAGUUUUGGAUGUACACUCAAGUCUUUGUAUACAUAUCUUCGAUAGAAGCUGAUAACUGUUUGUAUGCUUGCAUGGCAAUGGUAAUUCAGUGUGAAAAUGACCAUUUAUGUUGUUCCUCCUGCUACGCCAAAUUACAGAAUACAUGUCCCUUCUGCUAUUGGCCUAUUGGUUACAAUCGUAACUGGGCCAUUGACCGACUUCUAGGAUCAGUCAAAUUGAUAUGCCGAAAUGCCAAGUAUGGAUGCAAAGAAACUAUGACUUACUGGAAGAAAGAUGAACAUGAAAAGGAAUGCCACUAUUCACCAUGUUCAUGCCCCUUCUCAGAUUGCAAUUUUGUUGGUUCAUACAAGCAGUUUCAACGACACUUUGGAGGUGAACAUAAAGAUUCAGUUGUACAGUUUCUUUACUGUACAUUCAUGACCAUUGCCUUAAAUGUUAGUUUCAGAAUAAUUGUUCUUCAAGAAAAGGAAUGCGGUGACUUGUUUAUUCUCAAAAAUACAAGUACUGAAAAUCAUUUGCAUCAAAUCUCGGUUAGUCAUUUUGCUCCGUCCUGGAAAGGAUUUAGCUAUCAUACUAUACUGGCUAGACGCAACAACAACAGCCUUGCUAUAUUACAAUCUUUGACAAAGAGCAUUCAUGCCCAGCAGAUUAAUGACAACCGUUUGAUCGAGAGCGAUCCUUUAAUGGAGUUCAUUUACAUACCAUCCCAUGUUUUUGGUUGGAACGGGCUACUCAGGGUGGAUAUUUGCAUCUCCCAGCCUACUCACAGGAGUGAUGAAGAAACAGAGUUGAUUUUAGCUUGA
Messenger RNA from Pistacia vera, 1131 nucleotides. Its product is annotated as E3 ubiquitin-protein ligase SINA-like 7. Gene Ontology annotation, molecular function: zinc ion binding. The coding region runs from base 1 to 1131 and encodes 376 amino acids. The transcript has 3 exons. NCBI's taxonomy places the organism in Eukaryota, Viridiplantae, Streptophyta, Magnoliopsida, Sapindales, Anacardiaceae. The record is from RefSeq and is a predicted model, not a curated record.